Oncorhynchus mykiss (rainbow trout) is the source of this 3980-nucleotide messenger RNA. The record is from RefSeq and is a predicted model, not a curated record. NCBI's taxonomy places the organism in Eukaryota, Metazoa, Chordata, Actinopteri, Salmoniformes, Salmonidae.
GAGUGCCAUUGACAUGUAUUAAAUAGGCUCUGACUUGGGAAAUGUGCAGGUACAGGUGUUGUCCCAGGACGCUUUCACACGCUAACAUAUCUUCUGAUCAUCAGAUCCAAAAUGGCCUCUGACGCUUCCUGUUUCCCUGUCCCACAGCUCCAGGAGACGGUGAAGAGGAAACUGGACAGCGCACGCUCGCCCCUCAAUGGUGACCAGAACGGGAUCUGCGACGGGAGCUAUUCUCCGACCACCAAGAGGUUACGAAAAGACGGACCAGGAUCGGGCGGACUGGACUCUCUCCCCGGCCUCCCCAACAACGCCCCCCCCAUUUCCCCGCUCCACCAGAUGGACAUCAAGCCCUUACUGGGAGUCACCGGGAAUCCCAACAACCCCAGCGUCAACAACAACAACAACGUGAAUGUCAACAACUGUAACUCCGGUCCCGGCAGCAAUGGUAGCCAUGGCAACCACCCUGGCAGCGGCUUGGGCUCAGGUCGCCCGGCUGACGUCAAGCUCAACGGCGAUCUCCCCAACGUCAAGCUCAACGGUUCCUUAGACCUGGAGGACGGCUUCGGACUCCUCAAAGACCUGAAACAGGAGCCGCUCGACGACGGGGGAGGGAUCGAGUCGUCGGACACGUCCUUGUCCAAUCAGAACAAGCUGUUUUCGGACAUCAACCUGAAUGACCAGGAGUGGCAGGAGCUGAUUGAUGAGCUGGCCAAUACGGUGCCGGAAGACGACAUGCAGGACCUCUUCAAUGAAGACUUUGAGGAGAAGAAGGAAGCAGAGUUUACCAGGCCGGCCAAUCAGACCCCGGUACCGCAGGACCCGCCUCCCAUGGCCACAGUGGCUCAUCAACAGACGAACCAAGCGCAGGGGGCGGCACAAGUCCCCAUGGGUUCCCCACAGGUCCGGCCGUCGUCUUCGGGCCCUCAGUUUGCCACCGCCGCCAACGGAACACCGCCCCAGCAGCCUUUGCAGCAGUCCCCACAGGUCGCCAUGGCCUCAGGCUCCCCUCUCCCCAACUGUGUGGCCCGGUCGCCGCAGACGCCCACCCAGGCCCAGACGCAGGCCGGCCCCAGACCAGGGAAUGGAUUUAUGAUGAACCCAGGCCAAGGUGUGGGCCAGGCGGGUACAGGAUCCAAUGGCCCUGGAGUCCCCACUGGAAUUCAAGGGCCUGGGCCGGUGACCUCUGAACUGUCGCCUGCUGAGCAACUGAAAGCGAUGGCGGCACAGCAGCGCGCUAAGCUAAUGCAGCAGCAGAAACAACAGCAGCAACAGCAGCAGGCUAACUGGUCCCCAGCCGGAGCUCCAACCAGCCCCUACGCCUCUGCUCCUUUCAACCAGCAGGACAAGCCCAACAGCCCGAUGAUGUACCCACCUCAAGCCUUCAACCAGCAGGACAAGCCCAACAGCCCGAUGAUGUACCCACCUCAAGCCUUCAACCCUGGCCAACAGGGCCCCCUGGUGGCUGGGAUGACCUCGAGCAACGGCCCCAAAGCUCCCAUGAACAACUACCUCCCUCAGAACCCCCACAACCACAUGGGCAUGAUAAGUCAACAACAACAACAGACAAACAACAUGGGCGCCCAACAGAACACCCUCUCUAAACAACAACAACAACAACAACAACUACAACAACAGCAAACGGCAGCCAUGUUGUCCUACAGCAACACAAAGCCGCUGAGUCACUUCAGCACGAUGGGGGUCGAUCACAUGGGGCAGAGGAUGACCCCGCCCAUGGGAUCACAGGUCAAGAACCCCAUGAUGCCCCCGUACAUGCAGCAGGGAGGGGUGCAGGGGGCGGGGCCGGGCCAGACCCAGGGACCAAUCCCGGGCCAGACGGCUCACCUCAGCGAGGAGCAGAAGAGGAUGCUGCUGAUGAAGCAGAAGGUGCUGAACCAGAGCAUGCCCUACAGCGCCAUGCAGCCCCACGGACAGGAACAAGGUGUGGUGGGAAUGUCACGGCAGCCCGGUGCCGUCCCUCCCCCUCACCCUGCCGGGGGUGUGGCCUCGGGCGCGGGGCCCAAUCAGGGCACAGGGGCCCCUCCCGGUUACCUGGGCAACCAGCAGCAGGCGGCCAUUAUGAAACAGAUGAUGGUGAUGGAGCAGGAGAAGAGAGUUCAGCUCCACAUGAUGGAACAACAGAAACAACAGCUACUGAGAGAACAGAGACAGCAGCAACAACAGCUAUUACUGGCUGAACAGCUCCAGCAGCAGCAGCAGCAGCAUCUCCCCAGACAGAUGGUCCAGGGUCAGAGAAACCCCUACCCACAGGUCAACCAGUAUCAAGGAUCACCCCAGGAGAUGGCGGUGAGGAGCCAGGCACUCCAGAACAUCCGCGCCACCCGUCUCCUCCAACAACAACAACAGAACCAGCAGAUGGUCCAGAUGAACCAGGGCAUCCCAGGUGGCUCGGUGGGUCCCCAACCCGACAUGGGCCUCCCCUACGGCGGGCAGGGAGCCGGCCAGCAGUCCCUCUACAGCCUCAACCCCUCCAUGAGCCAAAUGAUGCAGCACCAGAACCAAAGCGUCCAGGCCGCCAUGGGUCUUCCACCAGGACACAACCCAGCGGCGCAGGUCCAGAGGCAGGCGGGAGGAGGGGUUGGAGGUGGAGGAGGAUACGGAGGACCACAGGGGAUGAUGAUGAACUCCAUGUCCCAGCAGCCCCUCAAGGGGCCGCCCAAAGCCCAGGCCCAGAGAUUGCAGGGCAUGCUGGGAAUUGGAGGAGGACCGGGAGGAGGAGGACCACAGGGAGGGAUGGGAGGGUGGCCACCCCAGCAGGGGCAGUCCCUCCAGGGGAUGGGAGGGCCAGGAGGGGUAGGAGGACCAGGCAGGACUACAGGCGAUAUGGUGGGCUUUGGCUCGGCCCAGGGGGGCUACGGCUCCAUGCAGCCUGGACCCGGACAGCAGCCUCCACACCCACGCCUGGCCAAGCAACACUUCCCUGGGCACCCACAGGGCCACCCCCAGGCUAUGGGUCAGGGCCAGCCCAUGGACCCCAGGGCUAUGAACCCUGCGGCGGGCAUGGCCGGGCCCAUGGACCCCAGGGCUAUGAACCCUGCGGCGGGCAUGGCUGGACCAGGACAGCCAAGGACCAACCAGCCCAGACCCAUGGUAAUGCCGGGACAGGGGGUGAUGGGCCAGGGCGUGCCCAACAUGGGGGCCUUUGGACAGGGGCCGGCGAUGGGGGUGGGCCCUGGCGGUGGAGGAGGGUAUGUGGGACAAGGAGGGGUAGGGGUCGGAGGUCAGCCUCAGGGCUACCAGAGGACGUCUAGUCAGGACCUGUCAUCUUAUGGAUACGUUGGCGGGCAGGUGGCGCCGUCGGGCGGAGGGUUCGGAUUGGCCGACGGGACAGGGGCGGACUUGGACUCAAGUGACGGUUGGAUGGAAGAGUUCUUCCCCAACCAAUAGCAGAGCUGGAAAUGUAGUGGGGAGUUUUUACUGGAGGGACUAACGACAAAACUGCGUGGGGAAAACUUUAUUGAGACGAGAGAACUGGACAGACGGACGGACAGUCGGCAUAUUCUGCUUUGUAAAGAAACGGACAGGAAGAGUUCUGUGUCGUGUAUUUAUGUGUGUGUGUGUGUGUGUGUGUGUGUGUACUGUCACGGUAUUUAAAAGGCCUCUAAUGGUAAACGUGGUCUGGUGGUUGUGAAAUAUCAUUCAAGAAAGGGAAGUGAUUUUGGUUUUGUCCUUUUGGGCCGUGAUUUGAACCCAACCCUUUAGCAGUGUGUCAACUGGGCCCAUAGGUUCAUACGGGAGAGACGGGAGACUGACUACAAGACAGGAGAGACAGGAGACUGACUACAAGACAGGAGAGACAGGAGAGACUGGGACUGACUACAAGACAUGAGAGACAGGAGACUGACUACAAGACAGGAGAGACAGGAGACUGACUACAAGACAGGAGAGACAGGAGAGACUGGGACUGACUACAAGACAUGAGAGACAGGAGACUGACUACAAGACAGGAGAGACAGGAGAGA